Messenger RNA from Soboliphyme baturini, 921 nucleotides. The record is from the annotation of a GenBank genome assembly. NCBI's taxonomy places the organism in Eukaryota, Metazoa, Nematoda, Enoplea, Dioctophymatida, Soboliphymatidae.
AUGUCGGACGAAGACAACGAUGUCCACGGAAUGAUGCGUCGGCAGAUGCAGGACAUGGAAAACAUAAUGGACAGAAUGAUGAUGGAUCCGUUUGCCGACAUGUUUCCGGGCACGCAUCGCCUUAGACCACGACAACAGAUGAUAGAAGACGACUACGGAAGAGUAGUGCCCAACCGAAUGCCACAGCACAAUCAGCUUAUGCCUCGUUCAGCUAUGGACGAUUUCAUGAUGCCGUUCGGCGGCGGUUUGUUUGGAGGCAUCAGUUCGAUGAUGCAGCAAAUGGAAGGUCUUCGUGAAAACGCGUUGCAGAACCCAAAUGCACAUGUCUACAGCCACAGCAGCGUCGUCAGCUUUCAGCAGGGUCCCGACGGCCGGCCGAAGUACUAUGAGAAAACCAAGAGUAUCCGAAAGGCUGGCGACAUCGCUGAGACUCGUGACUCAGUGAGAGACAGCGAAAGAGGCAUCGAAAAAAUGGCGAUCGGGCAUCACAUGGGUGGCAAAUCACACAUCAUCGAGAAAGAACGAGACGAAAGUGGACGCAUUAUUGAAAACCAGGAUUUUGUUGGCUUGAAUCAAAAUGAAGUUGAAGAAUUUGAUAAUGAAUUCGCUCUCAAGACCGGUCGAACUGCGCGAAAUAAUCGUAGCAUGUUAGAACAGGCGUCCAGGGCGCCUUUGUCGAUUGAAAACGGACCACGAAGAUAUCGUCAGAACGGUCCCAGCGACUCUGACGUAAGUGGGCAAGGUGGUGUUGUGAUUGAAGAGUUGCCUGAUAAUUAUGACGAAAAUCUUGUCCAUAAUAGUUCGCCUAAUCGCGAUCGUAAAGUAGGCGGUGCCAUGCAUAAGCAUGAAAACAGCAAUACGAACACCAAGGGCGAGAAAAAGACACUGCUCGGUCGAAUCCAGCGCUUCUUCUGUACCUGA